Messenger RNA from Cooperia oncophora, 927 nucleotides. NCBI's taxonomy places the organism in Eukaryota, Metazoa, Nematoda, Chromadorea, Rhabditida, Trichostrongylidae. The record is from the annotation of a GenBank genome assembly.
AUGAAGACGAAAUGGUGCGAUCUGUUCGUGCUCGGAUUGAUGCAAUGUGCUGAGGAGGUUGGACUGUCUCGGAUGCUCGAAGCGAUGAACAGUCAUCUGGCAGCUUGCAGUCGCGUCGGUAAGUUGCGUUUAACUUAUUUUGAAGCAACUCAAAAGCAUUUUCUACAGAAUAUUAGGCGCGUAAGAAUAAAGGAGUUCAUCUGUGAGACAGCCAGCAGGUUGCUGUUUUUGUCAGUACACUGGAUGAAAGAAGCUCGAACAGGAUUGAAGCCAUUCACACUGGAGUCAGUGAUGAAGACGAAAUGGUGCGAUCUGUUCGUGCUCGGAUUGAUGCAAUGUGCUGAGGAGGUUGGACUGUCUCGGAUGCUCGAAGCGAUGAACAGUCAUCUGGCAGCUUGCAGUCGCGUCGGACAGCUAAAGCCGGAAAAGUUUGAAGAAGUCAGUCAGCAGAUCAACUUUCUGUUGCUUCUGGUGAAUCGUUUCGCCGAAGCGAAGCUCAGCCCGAUGGAAUUCGCCUACCUCAAACUAGUCUCGUUCACUUCUAAUGACAUUCCAACGUCGACAUGCGCCAGUGACACACGGCCCUUGAACGUGACUGCUUGCCAGGAGCUGUACGAGCAUGUGAUGGCGUCGUCAUCGAGUGAUGACUCGACUUCUGAAGACAACGAGACUCACGUGACGGCGACUUCGGUCGGCGCGGCUAUCGAGAGGUAUUCUCGACUACUGCAGCUGUUGCCGAAUCUGCGGUGGUUCCGUGAAUCGGUGCUUGUCGAGCUGUUCUUUUCUGGCCUGAUCGGGAACCUCUCAAUUGAGACGGUGAUUCCAUUCGUGUUGAAGAUGGAUGUGAUGAACGUAUUCGAGCCAUCUCAAGGCUCUGAUUCCAUUCUUCCAAGCGCUAGUUUAGCCCGAAUCCUCUCCGGCAACUAG